GGUUGUACGUGCUGUUCGUGUAGCAGGUAGAAAAACUCUGCGUUUUACUUUAUUAAAAUCUGCUUCAAUCCUCCAUCUGUGUGAAACAUUUACAGCGUAUUAUUUUUCUGAGACACCCUGAUUGAAAAUGGCAAAGUCUAAGAACCACACCACGCACAACCAGUCCCGCAAGUGGCACAGAAAUGGCAUCAAGAAGCCUCGGUCUCAGCGCUAUGAGUCUCUGAAGGGGGUUGAUCCUAAGUUCCUGAGGAACAUGCGCUUUGCCAAGAAACACAACAAAAAGGGGUUGAAGACCAUUGCAAAGAAGGAGGCGCCCAAAUAGGCAGGAGCUCUUCUGGAGAAUCAGCGAUGUACAGAUAUUGCAAAAGGACUUUGUACCAUCCAGAAUAAAGCCAUGCUUUGUUAAUUGGAA
Molecule: messenger RNA, 412 nt
Organism: Colossoma macropomum (tambaqui)
Lineage: Eukaryota; Metazoa; Chordata; Actinopteri; Characiformes; Serrasalmidae
Gene: rpl29
Product: ribosomal protein L29
Exons: 4
Coding region: 128-322 (64 amino acids)
Biological process (GO): cytoplasmic translation
Cellular component (GO): ribosome; cytosolic large ribosomal subunit
Molecular function (GO): structural constituent of ribosome
Source: RefSeq, a predicted model, not a curated record